CCACAGUUUCGUCUUGUUUGUGUACAGAAGCAUUCUCCUCUCUCGUCGUUCUCAGUCUUUCGUGAUCGGGGCAGACUGUCGUACAGUUAGACAACCAUGGAUUACAUAUUUGACAUUGUGCUUAUGAAGGGUUCCCCUUGGGGGUUUCGCCUGACUGGUGGAAGAGAUUUCGGUUCGCAGCUCAGAAUAGCUAUGGUAACACACGGGAGUGAAGCGCAGGAACAACAAAUUGUUCCCGACGAUCGCAUCCUUGAGCUAAACGGUGUAGAGUGUGCCGCUUUGACCCACGGCGAAGCUCAGCAAGAAAUUAAACGGGCGGGACAGACACUUAUGUUGACGUUGGCUCGUAAAACAGAACUGGGAAUCCAACCAAAAGUUCAAUAUGAAAUAAAACCGAGAGUUGAAUGGCAACCGCAACAGCCACGUGGAACGCCUGCAUUUGCGGAAGAAACAGCCACUAGAGCGUUGGAAAAACUGAACACAGAUGAAAUUGAUGGCGGAAGGAUAGGAAGACGCGAAAGCCCCGAAGGAGAAGAAGAUCAGGACAUCAUACAAGGUCGAACGUUCAAGAUGCUGCAGAAGGCAACGGAAAGCCCGGAUGGUCAAUCAUGGCCAUCCAGACUUGCGUCUGGUGGAGCUGCUGAUGGAGACGGGAAGAGCGGGUCUUCGCCUGCUUUGAAUUUAAGACGAGGUGAACAGCCACAGCAAGAAGCCGGGUCUUCACUUAGAAGAACAGUAGUGCAGAUGAAGCCGACUGUUACAGAGCAGACUACUAUACUGAUGUCAGACGCUACUGCAUCUUCAAUGUCACAAAAAACGCAAGGCCAAACCACUGUUACUCAAGCAAUGGCUGCAUCUUCGAUGUCACAAAAAACGCGAAGCCAAACCACUGUUACUCAAGCGAUUGCUGCUUCUUCGAUGUCACCGAAAACACAAGGCCAAACCACUGUUACUCAAGCGAUGGCUCCAUCGACAAAGGUGACAUCUCUCUCAGCUAAUUCGUUUUCCAUCUCGCAAACUCCGGCUACAACUGGUGCUACUAGUUUUACUGUUAGCCCUUCUAAUUCUUCAACUGUACAGAAGGCAGCGAGUUUUGAUACUUCGCAAGGAAGCACUCGGCAAGCAACAACUCAGCGAAGUUUAAGUAAUUCAGUGACUAAUCCGAGCCAGAUCAGUGAAGAAACAUCGCCUUGGCUGCAGAAAGCAGACAAUGGUGAAUGUCAAGAUGCACCAAAACCACCCGAGAGCACAGAACUCAGAAUUAUAGAUGACGAUGAUGUGCAGCCAAUACGGCAAGGACGCACGUUCCGUCUUCUGGCACAGGCCACAACGAAUGAUCCUCCAGCCGAUGCAUACAAGGCUGUGUUUGAAGAGGGGAAGCUAAGUAGGGCACAUAAGAAAUGAACAUUUGUAGCUGUUCAGAGACUCAGCAGAUACUACUAGUAGAGAUGAUGAUAUGGAAACUUAUUAAAAUGAGAAAUUAGCAGGUAGAUGAUUAGUUUUCUUGUAGAUGACUGCAACUGAAAUUAUAGAGUGUGGUAGUUACAUGUGGUUGGUGUGUAUGAUUUGCUACCCUUGAAAAUCAUGAAUGAAUGAAUUGUUGUAUACCCA
Corticium candelabrum is the source of this 1611-nucleotide messenger RNA. Its product is annotated as LIM domain-binding protein 3-like. The coding region runs from base 97 to 1404 and encodes 435 amino acids. The record is from RefSeq and is a predicted model, not a curated record. Gene Ontology annotation, cellular component: stress fiber; filamentous actin; adherens junction. Lineage: Eukaryota; Metazoa; Porifera; Homoscleromorpha; Homosclerophorida; Plakinidae. The transcript has 2 exons. Gene Ontology annotation, molecular function: actin binding; muscle alpha-actinin binding. Gene Ontology annotation, biological process: muscle structure development; actin cytoskeleton organization.